CUUAGUUCAGUACGACAUGGUAGACGAAAAUCUCGAAGUGGCUGAAUUCCCAAAUGAAAUUCAAAUCACACAAUUAGCGAUUAACCCAUCAAUAGAUGAAGAAAGUGAUGAAGAAGAGACGGGAAGCGAUGAGGUUACAGUUGCUUCGACACAUGAAGCCAUCUCUGCGUUAAAAACCAUAGUAUCAUACGUCGAAUUCAAAUAUCCGGAAAACGAGCAGUUCUUAAAUGCCGCUGAUCGUUUGCAAAGAAAUAUCAGUCAGGAGAUAUUAAGCAAAAGAGUGGUGCAGAAAAAUAUUACAGAAUUUACCUACAGUUAUACGUAUCUAUGUUAUGUAGAUAAAUAAUAUUAUAUGUUUGGAAAUAAAAAUACAAGUGCAAUGCAGCUAUAAUUAUGUGUCCAAUAAUUUUCAGCAUAGUUGGCG
Molecule: messenger RNA, 424 nt
Organism: Anoplophora glabripennis (Asian longhorned beetle)
Lineage: Eukaryota; Metazoa; Arthropoda; Insecta; Coleoptera; Cerambycidae
Exons: 2
Coding region: 17-346 (109 amino acids)
Source: RefSeq, a predicted model, not a curated record